Messenger RNA from Oryza sativa Japonica Group (Japanese rice), 1970 nucleotides. RefSeq lists its product as uncharacterized. The record is from RefSeq and is a predicted model, not a curated record. Lineage: Eukaryota; Viridiplantae; Streptophyta; Magnoliopsida; Poales; Poaceae. Gene Ontology annotation, molecular function: mRNA binding; protein binding.
GGCAAUUUCGCAUUCCCCCCGAAAAAUUUGAAAUCCUUUUCGCAUCCCUCUCCUCUCCGCGAUUCCCCACUCCCGGCUGCAGGGCGGUGCGGCGAUGGCCGACGCUCCGCCGCCGGUGCUGACGCUGCAGGUGAAGAAGGGCCGCCGCGGCGGGGAGACCCGGCAGUGGCGGGCGGGCGCCGUGCUCCGCGUCGGCCGCGUCGCCACCGGCAACGACAUCGCCGUGCGCGACGCCGGGGCGUCGCAGCGCCACCUCUCCAUCGAGUUCCUCCCGCCGCCGGCCUCGCGGUGGGCCGUCUCCGACGUGGGAUCCUCCAACGGCACCCUCCUCAACGGCUCCCCCCUCGUGCCCACCGUCCCCUCCCCGCUCUCCGACGGCGAUGUCAUCAAGAUCGGGGAGUCCAGCAUGCUCGUGGUCUCCAUCGCGCCCGAUUCGGAUCCCAACCCUGGCCCUAGGCGCUCCUCGCGCCAAUCCGCCGCAGUGGUGGGGGAGCAGGAGAAACCCCCUGCGGUCACCCGCCGUGGCGGACGGAAGAACGCUGCAGCGGCGGCGGUGGCGGUUGAGCCGCCCAUUGCGGAGAAGGAAGAGCCAGAGCCGGAGGAGGCUCCAGUGGUGACUCGCCGCGGUGCUCGGAAGAAGGCCGCGCAACCCCCCAAAGCGGAGGAGCACGAGGAGGGCGAGGAGGAGGUGGUCGCGGCGGUGGUGACGCGCCGCUGUGGGCGGAAGAAGGCCGCAGAGCCCCCUAAACCGGAUGAGGAGGAGGAGCAAGAGAAGGGGAAGGAUGAGGAACAAGAGGAGAAGGAGGAGGAGGAGGUCCCGGUGGUGACGCGCCGCGGCAGGUCGAGGAAGGCGGCGCCGGAGGCAGCCGUUGCGCCACCGCCGCCGAGGGCAAGGUCGACGAGAGCUGCUGCUAGGAGAGGCAAGGCAGUGGACACAAGCCUGGAUGAGAGGGAGAGCGAGAUGGCCGGAAAGGGACGGGGAAGGGCUACAAGGUCUAAUGCAAGGAAGUGUAGGAUGGCCGUUCCUGAGGACGAUGACGAUGAUGGGGAACAGCAAGAGGGGGCUACUGCUGUGGCAGAAGAGCAGAUAAAGGAUCAACCGAGGGCAAUGGCGGUGACUGACGGUGAGGAGGAAGAUGAUAAGGUGGAAGCCAUGGAUGGAGAAGUUGAACAGAAUGACAAGGCAUCAGAGGAGGAGGAGGUGCCAGUGGCGCGGAGAGGACGGGCACGAAGAGCUCCAAAGGGGAAGGCUACUGCAAGUAGUAAUGCUCAUGCUGCUUCGGACAACGCGGUUGAGGAGGAAGACGGCGGUAGAGGAGAGGGAGCGGCUGUGGAAGUGGAGGGGGAGAGUUCUGGGAGCAGCAGCUUGGAAACCAUGACACUGAGGGAGUGGUUUCAGAGGAUGAAUGUGUACCUCCCUAGGAUGAUCAAUGAGGCUGCUGAAGAGGCGCUUUCAGCCCUGCGGGAGAGGCAUCGGCGUAUAGAUGAGUACAUUUCAACGCUUGAGGAUUAGCGUGAUUCAUGGAUAAUUAGGAGCUAUUUGGUCAAUCUGACGUAGGGGUGAUGCCUGGAGAUAACAUUAAUUGGAGGCAAUGCUUUGCUGAAGCGCCACAAAGAUUUGCUGAAGCGCCACAAAGAGCCAUUAGGUGAUAUUUCACUGGGAUCAUCUCAUUAUCGAUUCCAGUUCCACCAAAUGCCGCAAAAAUCAUUGAUGCAAUACACUGUAGCACUCUUCAUGUUUACUCUAGUUAUGUAGUACCAGUACUCUAGUACUCAUGAAGUAGGACCUGGGUUCGUAGGCCUCUAUGCAAAGGCAUUCAACAUGCAUCGCAGAUUUCAUUCUGUAAAUUGCCUCUCUAAGGUGAUGUUUAUUCAUGCCUAACCUCUAUCUGGAAUACAACGCGACAAUGUUUUGAAUGUAUAUGUCGUUUCUACCAUGGCUGCUAUUAGGAGUCAGAACUGAUUAUUUU